AUGCCUUUUCUACCUCUCCCCCCCCCUUCACCAAAGGACGAACAUGGCUUCGUCGCCCGCGAGUUCAACCGGAAGUACCGAAUCCCAGCCGACGUGGACCCCCUCACCAUCACCUCCUCCCUCUCCUCGGAUGGCGUCCUGACGGUGAAUGGACCAAGGAAACUCAAGGGAAUCCCGGAGCGCAGCAUCCCUGUCAUGCGGGAAGAAAAAUCGGCCCUCCUCCCAGGACCAAGGAAAUAAAAAGACCCCCAGAGACCCUGACCCUUUUUUUUUAAAUACCAAAGAAAAAAGCCUUUUCACGGGACCGAAACGGCCAAUCGAUUCUUCUUUGUUUAUUCCCCUGUGCAAAGAUGGGCACGAGAGUUUCUUUAGUAACAAAUAAACAGCGGGCCAGCUUCUCCCUCAGUCUUCAUGGCCCGCUUCAAUCUUAGCUAAGGCUCGGUCCUGAACGGAGGGACUAAUCCAGCUGUGGAACUGCGAAGAGAGUCACACACAGAACUAGGAAGGAACCAGAACGGAAACACGAAGGGGUCGGGGACUCUCCUGGCGGGCAUUUCUUUUAUUUUAGGAACGGCUGCCCAUCUUGGUGGUGGGGCAAGGAGACCCCUCCCUGGCAGAGAUUUUCCAGCCCCAGGGGAUCC
Molecule: messenger RNA, 641 nt
Organism: Notechis scutatus (mainland tiger snake)
Lineage: Eukaryota; Metazoa; Chordata; Lepidosauria; Squamata; Elapidae
Source: RefSeq, a predicted model, not a curated record